AACCUUCGCCACUAGUGAGGAACGAAGCAGAGGAGACCAGGAGCAGAGGAAGCAGUAUUUAAAUAUUUUUAUGACAGGUGUUUAUAUGAAAGUAGGGUGAAGGCAGAGACCCUCCUCUCUGUGGGUCAGUCAAGGAGAGAAGAUGAAGAGCGAAAUCAGCAAGGCCCUCUCCGACUUCUUAUUUGAGUAUGAGACCCCGCGUCAGGUGCUGGUGAGGAACAGGAGGGUGGGCGUGGUGUGCCGUCUGAUCCAAUUGGGGGUCCUGGCUUACAUCAUUGGGUGGGUUUUCAUCUAUGAGAAAGGCUACCAGUCCACAGACACAGCAGUCAGCUCCAUCUUCACCAAAAUGAAAGGCGUGGGCUACACCAGUGUGAACGGACAUGAGAGAGUCUGGGACGUGUCUGACUACGUCUUCCCUCCGCAGGGAGACUCAUCUUUUGUGGUGAUGACAAACUACAUCUUAACUGAAGGUCAACAGAUGGGAAGGUGUCCAGAGCUGGAAGGCAAGCAAUGCAGCUCAGACACUGACUGUGAAGAAGGGCGUUUCAAACGUACGGGACAUGGACAAAUGACGGGAAUAUGUGUGAAUAGCACUAAAACCUGUGAGGUGUUGGCUUGGUGCCCUGUUGAGGAUGAUCACAGCAUACCACACCCUCCUCUGCUGAUGUCUGCAGAGAACUACACUCUGUUCAUCAAAAAUUCUGUAACUUUUCCCAUAUUUGGUGUCACAAGGACUAACCUGGUGGAAGGAGUUGAUGCUGCAUACAUCAGCAAAUGCCUCUAUCAUCCACAGGAUGCUCCACUGUGCCCCAUAUUCAAACUGGGAGACAUAGUUAAACUGUCUGGCUUCAAUUUUGAAACAAUAGCCCAAAUGGGAGGGGCCAUCGGCAUUGUGGUUGACUGGACAUGUAACUUUGAUGCAGAUGUAAAACACUGUAAACCUCAGUAUAACUUUCAUGGUCUGUAUGGAAACCCCGCGGAAACGGACCAAGCCAGAGCGUCAGUGGGCUACAACUUCAGGUAUGCAAAGUAUUAUUUGGAGAACAAUGUUCAGAAACGAACCCUUAUGAAAGUGUUUGGGAUCAGAAUCGAAAUAAUUGUGCAGUCACUGGCAAGAAAGUUUGAUAUCAUCCCAACAUUCACAGCUAUAGGUUCUGGAGUGGGAAUUUUUGGAGUGGCAACUGUAGUGUGUGACCUGGUGCUGCUUUAUUUGCUGCCAAAAAGAGAAUAUUACAAGAACAUGAAAUUCAAAUACACAGAUACAUCAGUACAGCAUGACAGCGAGUUGCUUGGUUUAGACGGAAGUGUCUAUUACACCUUUGAAGCAAAUGCAAGACAAGUCCAAGGCACUGAUCAGUCCAACGAUCCUGAUUCAGAAGCAGGUAGCAUAGAGACUGAGUUAUCUAACAAGUGACCUGAGAGCAAACUUUCAAGCAAUUGGCCAUGCUAGUUUGAAGGUGUACUGCACUGGAACCCGCAAAAGACCCUGCAAGACAACACACACACACACUUGUAAUUCUAUUUUUGUGAGGACAUUCAUUGACAUAAUGCAUUCCCUAUCCCCCUACCCUAGCACUUAACCAUCAAAAGUAAAUGCCUAACCCUAACCUUUCACCUAACAGCUAACCUUUCCCCUAACACCUAACCUGAACCCUAAAACCAAGUCUUAACCUUCAGAGAGGUGUUUCACAAAGUGAUGACUGGCCAAAACAUCCUCACAUUCCAAAAAUGUCCUCACUCUGUAGCAAAAAAACUUUUUUGGUCCUCACUAUGUAGCAAGUACAAGAACGAACACACACACACACACACACACAGGAACUGAAAAAGACAGAGUCAAAUGACAUUGUUCUAUUUGUUCUCCAUUUCUUCUUUCUAGCCACAACAUCCUCCCACUCUUUUGAGCCAUCCUGAGUGACUGUGAUUCCACAAUUACUAUACUAAAUCACAGAUGGUGUAGCUCAGCGAUAUGUGUACUUUUGUGUGUUUGGUUUGCUUUUGUGCAUAGGCUACUUUGGGUGUAACCUCCACCUCUAAAAUGUCUUCAUAUCUGUAUUGACUCCGUAUCCAUACGGAUGACUGUGCAAAUUCUCAGUCAUCCAGGUAAUUGUAGUAUGCUGAAAAAAUUUUG
Monopterus albus (swamp eel) is the source of this 2128-nucleotide messenger RNA. RefSeq names its product purinergic receptor P2X, ligand-gated ion channel, 1 (gene p2rx1). Gene Ontology annotation, cellular component: plasma membrane. Gene Ontology annotation, molecular function: purinergic nucleotide receptor activity; extracellularly ATP-gated monoatomic cation channel activity; ATP binding. The transcript has 14 exons. NCBI's taxonomy places the organism in Eukaryota, Metazoa, Chordata, Actinopteri, Synbranchiformes, Synbranchidae. Gene Ontology annotation, biological process: calcium ion transmembrane transport; response to ATP. Bases 143 to 1414 code for a protein of 423 amino acids. The record is from RefSeq and is a predicted model, not a curated record.